AAAAGGCGCAGUUGUCGUGUCGUUCGGAGAUGCACCUGGUCGAGGUUUUUUGUGAUAUUCCUGUGAUAAACGCAGCGGCCGGGAGAUGGCGCAGCGUCCAACCACUCAGGCUCGCCAGGGCACCGCCGCUGCCCGAGUCGCGACUGCCGGCCAGCGGCUGGCCACUGGUGCCCAGCGAGCAGGAGGAGGCGGAUUCGGCGGAGGGGCGGACCCGGACCGGCCAAUGACGCGCGGAGGCCUGGGCCUCAAAACGGGCGCCACGGGCGGCCGCAACCGCGCCGUCAUGGACAAAUCCUACUUCCUGGGCGUGCUGCGCACCAAGAUCGCCGAAAUGAGCUCCGAGAUCCGCCGCAUGUCCGCCGAGUCGGAUAAGAUGGGCAAAGACCAGGACGCCUUCGUCAUCUAUGACACGCGCGCCAAAGAGAAGGCCAACGAGCUGAGCGGGAUUCAGGCAGAGCUGGCCGACUAUAACACGCUGGUGGAGAUAAUGAACAUGGAUUCGGAAAAACGGGCCGUCGACGAGCAGAUGGCAGCCAUGAAGGAGAAGAACGAGCACGACCGGAAGAAGGUGGACGGCCUCUACCUCACCCGCAAGCAGAAGGAGGCGGAUAUCGCCGAAACGGAGAAAGGCAUAGCUGAGGCACAAGCGACCAUCGACAAAGUCUUCAACGCCAUGUCUCAAGCGAUGAAAGGAAAGUUUGAAGCACUCAAAAAGAAAACGGCAGAUGCUGAGAGUGUUAUACAGGAAGUCGCCAAACAAAUGGACGAAGAAGAGAUCAAAAUAAAGAAGAACAUGGAAGUUAUCAACGCGUCAUCAAUGAAAAAAGAAGCUUACCAGCUAUACAACAAACUGGAGGAGCUGGAAUCAAAGAAGGAGGAACUGCAGGAACAAGUCAACAGGCAGGAAACUCCGGACCAGGAGAGGGAGAGACUCCUGGCGGAGGUUAAAGAGAACACUGAAGCCAUUGACACCAUGGAGCGCAAAGUUGCGGCCAUUUGCGAGGAGAUCUCCGACGCCAAUGACCAGCUGGACGACGCAGAAGACGAGGACGAGGACCCGCUCAAGGCGGAGCAGCGGCGUGACUCUGUGGACACGGAAAAGCUAAUCAGUCAAAUCGGAGAGGCUAAGUCUGACGAAGAACGCAAGGUUCUGGAGACGGAGGUGGAAAUCGUGAAGCUCCUGCAGAAUAUCAGUAAUGGACUGAAAACAGACAGUGAUAACGCUGCAGACCAGGGACUUGCUGACAACGAAGAUUGGCAACGUCUCAAUGACGUGGAGCACCAAGUCUACUCUGAAAUGGAAUCUUUAAAAAGCAGCAUUAAAAGAAUGAAGGAUGACGCCGCCAAGUUCGCGGAUUUAGAUGGCUUUAAGAAAGAAUGCCAGGCUCGACAGGCCGAUCUUCAUAAGGAGCACGUGGACAUGGCUGACAAGUGCAAAAAGGCCAGAGCCGAAUACGAGACAGCUGAGAACCAAAACAAAAAGAUGCAGUCGGCGUUGAAUCACGACGAGACGUACUCUAAGCUGGCGUCGCUAGAACGCAAGCUGGCGACGCUGCAGGGCAACAACUUCCAGAUGAGUGAAACGGCCGCCGACCGGCGCGCGCUCGGCGAGUACGAGCCCAUCCGCGACCAGUCGCUAAAGAUCGUCACCGAGCUCAAUAAGAAGCUCAUUGACAUGAUCAAGAACAACAAGAUCCCCGCAUGAGCUGGGGGUCGUGCGGCCUGGUGCUGUCGGAGACCGCCUUUUACGCUGCGUGGCCAAGAUGAUGAGAUGCUAAUCUUAUGACGUGUCUCGCUUCAACUAGUCCGUACCAAAGCGUGUGACGUGAAGCAACUGCGUUCCUGUUAUGCAGGAAAACACGCUGUACUGAAUGAUGCUGAAAAUGUUUUACUGAAUCGUCCCAUGUCCGUGUUGUCGCACAACAAAAUCGCAAAGGCCGCUUGGGUGAUGGAGCUGCGCUGCGUGAGCGUGCGGCACAUUGCGGAUUAUUCAGAGAACUCUGUUGACUCCUAGCGAAAUUAGCGGACAUACAAUGUUUUUGGAAGGUGGAAUGUACACAACGUGCAGAACACGAACGUAACUGCUAUCACGCGUCCACGCUGUAUAGUCUUACAAGGUCUGUCGAUCUGUUUGUUGUCUCGAAAGCCCCAGCUGACAGCUAUUUGCUCGUGUUUCUGCAACACACAGUUGCUGUCAAGCUACAAGUCUUUCGGUUCACAGUCUCAGGUCCUCAGGUUGAGAGACGACAGGCCCUUUGACAACAAAGCUCCUGUGGACAGCUUGUCAGCCAACAGUUUUCCGCCUGCGGGGCGAAGAAUUGCUGGCCGGAGGCUUCCCGGCCGACAGAUCGCAGCUGAUAUCGUCUACUAAGCUCACGUGCAUUUCAUCGCGCUAUCGCUGAUCACAGGGCGUCUGGUCUCGGUUGCUGUAGUGAUUUGUCGCUCUUGAAUGCCUAAAAAAACGUAAGUAUGAAAGCUGACCUUCCCCAUGGACCCUAAGCGGCACAAUUUUAAGUAUGAUCUUUCCGAAGCUAGGCUAACAAAGAUUAUUUUUCGAAGUUAGUCGCGCAGUUAUUACAUUACACACCACUAGAGACACCACUCUAGACACACAGGACACCACUAAAACAAUGCAUGAAAUUUAGUCAGCGAAUCAAAUGGCGGUAAACAUUGCACAUCACCGGGCCUAUUCACCCACACCAUUAAUACGUGCACUAUCUCUUUCAUUCCCUCUCACAGAAUUUCGACGCCUCACGGAGACAUAUCAGAGUCAAAGAAACUGUUUUGACAUUCGGAGUCGGUCUUUUAUAUCGAGUUCCCAGUGACUGUCGUGUUCUCUCGUUUGUGCCGUAUUCUUGCAUGUGCGUAGUGUUGGGAUGUGAAGCGUGUUCAGGUGAACAAUUUCGGUCGGGUGUGACUGUGUUCACCUGAGGGAGUUUUUUUCAUCGCGCAGGUCCUUGUUGAAACGCUCCCGGCUCAUUAUGUCUGCUUCGCCGAUGUAUGUAGAUGUUUGAUUUUGUGGCCAGGGCAGUUAUCAUGUCAUCUUGCAGGGUAAAAUCAUAUCCUUUCCAUUUCACCGUUACAUACAUCGGCGAAAAAAAAUGAUCAGGGAGCGGCGUAAUGAGGACCUAUGUGACGUAAAAAUAGCCGAGAACACUCCUCUUAGCAAACACUUAAAAAACUUCCACUAGACUGACAUUACUCACCCGAGCACGCUCCAUAUCACAAUACCGCGCACAUGCAAGGAUCCGGCCAGACCUUUGUUUGAUUCAAGAUGAACUGAUUAAUUAGUCAUGAGUCACAUUUUUGAUGAGCCUCAACUGAUUUGGAGUUCUUGUAUAAAUAUCAAAUGCAAGUUAUGAAUUGCAUCGUUGGCUCUCCUUCAAAGAGCUGAUCCGAGUCGAACAGAUUCAACGUGGGUGCCCAACGAAUUGUUCGAAGACUACUUUAAAAAAUAUAGCACACAAUAAGCAUAAGUUAGGUGGAUUAAAGCCACUCUUCUCUGGCUGUGAAUAUAUGUUUGUCAAUUGAAACAUAAUCAACAGGCAAACAUCGAAUGUGUGAAAAUUCAUGCGGAAUGGAUGUACCCUCCGAGAUGAAUUCGUAACGGACGAAACCAUGGUUUGAAUCCGUUCCGAAUCAUUCAACAAACAUCACGAGUCAAUCGCGAAUCGAUCCUAGAAAUAUCGCAAUCCUAGUUGUUGCGAAACAUAAAUGAAAAUAAUACACAUAAUUAAAUAAAAUCAACUUCAAACUUAAUAAAUAUUUAAAUAAACACAGUCCUGAAGAUGAUAAAAUUCAAAGUCACGUGACUGGAAAUUUGAAGCAAGAAUCCUGAACAUCAUCACAUCCUGGUGACUCAUUUGGAAACAUUCGUACACCACUGCAUAAUAUGCCCACAACGCUACGCCACGACUAGGCUUCCCUGCUUCUCUUUGGAUGGAUUAUGUCUGGCACGCAUCAUUGUUGGUGCGGUCGUUUUGUCAACAGUGGGCUUCCAUGUUUCAAAGUUAUGUGAGCGGAUGCAAAUUAUAGUGAACAAAUUGAUUAUGUUGCUGAAAUUAUGGUCGUUUGAUCUGCGACUUUGUAGUACUCCGGCGCGCUACAAGAACCUUGUUCGACAACAAUAUUAAGUGCGUUAUGCGUAUUUGAAAGUCGGUGAAAUCAGAAGCUUAUGAGUGCCAUGACCGCGCGACCAAUUCUUCAAAAAACUGCGGGGCGGCCACCCUCUGCUUUUUAGUCCUGAAAUAGCUGCAGAGUAAAAUAUAUUGAGAUCUUUUUUACCUUUUUCCGUUCAUACGAGCAAAAGCUAUGUACUUCCUUUACAUCUUAAGGCGUUUCAGUCCACGUUUAAAAUACAUGCGUUGAAAAAGUAACAGUUACACGCAAUUCGCAGCUCUACCUCUCCCAAUACAAAACGAGCAUGUGCUCACCUGACAAAAGCUAUCAAUGACGUCAUGCGACGCCCUGCUCCAUUUCACCCAAUAUCCAUGCCUUGGUGUUACCGGCAUGAAUACAAACGUGGCGAUACGCGC
This is a messenger RNA of Pollicipes pollicipes, 4535 nucleotides long. Its product is annotated as intraflagellar transport protein 74 homolog. The transcript has 11 exons. NCBI's taxonomy places the organism in Eukaryota, Metazoa, Arthropoda, Thecostraca, Pollicipedomorpha, Pollicipedidae. Gene Ontology annotation, biological process: cilium assembly; intraciliary transport involved in cilium assembly. Gene Ontology annotation, cellular component: intraciliary transport particle B; cilium. Gene Ontology annotation, molecular function: beta-tubulin binding. The record is from RefSeq and is a predicted model, not a curated record. Bases 86 to 1705 code for a protein of 539 amino acids.